AUGUCUUCAAUAAAAAAUAUGCUCGCCAGACUAGCUCCAGUCGGGGCGACUGGUAAUUUUUACUUCUCCAAUGAUCUGAAAUGGGACGAAAGACCCUCACUUGAGGCAGAAAAUCUUUACUUUGCUGUUGGGCCCGUCGUGGGUCUCACCAGUUUCCAGUGCUACUACCCUAACAUGACCAGGAGAGGGCCGUUCCCUAUUAUCCUCGAGUACUUGCUCGCGGCUCAUAACAGAUGGCACUUGUGCCUAGACUCUGGGAACAUGCGGGCGCAGCUGAACAGCGAGGCGCACAGACUGUUCGACCGGCUCUGCGAGACCGUGGUUAGGAAGCGCUGUGUGCAAAGCGUAAAGUCAUACUAUGUAACGACUCUGACUUGGAGCGCACGAUCGCGUUACCGUCCGGCUUCGCUCCCACCGGCAUGA
Drepanopeziza brunnea f. sp. 'multigermtubi' MB_m1 is the source of this 423-nucleotide messenger RNA. RefSeq lists its product as uncharacterized. The record is from RefSeq and is a predicted model, not a curated record. NCBI's taxonomy places the organism in Eukaryota, Fungi, Ascomycota, Leotiomycetes, Helotiales, Drepanopezizaceae.